Molecule: messenger RNA, 659 nt
Organism: Mytilinidion resinicola
Lineage: Eukaryota; Fungi; Ascomycota; Dothideomycetes; Mytilinidiales; Mytilinidiaceae
Exons: 2
Coding region: 72-512 (146 amino acids)
Biological process (GO): translation
Cellular component (GO): mitochondrial large ribosomal subunit
Molecular function (GO): structural constituent of ribosome
Source: RefSeq, a predicted model, not a curated record
CCAGACAUCAAACCUCCGUCAAUUCACUCCGCUACUGCGUCUCCAUCGCAGUACACAUUCUAUCGCCCGUCAUGGCGCUCCGCCAGCUCCCGCCGCUGCUCAACACCCUCCUCCCCGCCGCCAACGCCCCCAUACGCCCCAUCGCCAUACCGCUCCUCCGCCGACUACAUCAGCCACUCUUCGAAUCACUCCGCAUACCAAUUUCCCUAGCCUCGGUCGCAUCCAUCCCAUCAUUGCUCGGCGAUAUAUGGGAAUCAGUGCUACGCGCCGUGCCGAAGAAGAAGACAUCACAUAUGAAAAAGAGGCAUCGGUUCAUGGCAGGCAAAGGAUUGAAGGAUGUCACGGCAUUGAAUCGGUGUUCGGGGUGUGGGAAUAUCAAAUUGGCGAACCAUCUGUGUCCUUACUGCGUGGAAUCGAUAAAGCAAUAUUUCAAGAGGAAGCUGAGAGGGGAUUCGGAUACGGCUGCAGCAAUGAAGAGUGACCAACCAACAGACGGCGAUCAGCCAUCAUAAGCACUGGCACUGGGAGGUAUGGGCAUAUUGCAAGCGCAUUGCGGGAGUUCGGGUACCUUUUUAUCAACACCAUACUGUAUAAACUUGUGAAAUAGGGUUGAAGCGGGAGGAUACGCGUUAAACCACUAUGUAUAAAAUACACCGACC